Molecule: messenger RNA, 1827 nt
Organism: Paraglomus occultum
Lineage: Eukaryota; Fungi; Glomeromycota; Glomeromycetes; Paraglomerales; Paraglomeraceae
Source: the annotation of a GenBank genome assembly
AUGGAAUAUCGAGGAAUCAGACGCAAAAACAUCCUUUUUGCCCUUUUUGACAGAGAAGUGAAGCAGCGAAGAAUCGGCCCUCACAAUAGUACAGAUAGAGGAUUUUAUAAAUACUGCUAUCCGAAUCAGUCUAUAUUUGAUGUGUGUUUGCCAGAUAUUUGGAUUCGUCGGUUUACACCAGAUGGCAAGUAUUUGAUUUGCUUUACCAAGUGCUUAAAAGGAUUCCAACUGUACUAUUUUAAGGAAACAAUUCUGGAAAAAGAAACGGAAGCCUAUAAUGAAGUAAAUUGUACCAACGCAUAUCCUUACCCUGAUAUCAAAUUCUUGUCUUUGGACGAGUCGGCCUCUCUGUUCAAAGACUUUUGCUUGGUUACGACUAAUGCAAAAUAUGUUAGUAUUGAAAUGGUCAAUUUAUUAAAUCCUGUAUUGCUUAUUAACAUGCUCUCGCAGAUGAUAUUAGCAACAGCGAAUUCAGACAGAGAAAACGAACCCGUUGUUGAGAAUCGACCGGGGAAAUUAAAGUAUAACUUGAAUACCGAAAACUAUCAUUUUUACGUCAUUGAAAUUGAAACAGGAGUGAUAAAAGAUAAGAUCGUCUACGAGAACGAUAGGAUUUAUGCAAACCAUCAUAAUGGAGUAAGCAUGAUGGGAAAUCUGUUUGCUGUCCUGUCAGUGCAGUAUCAAACAAUAUACAUAAACGUUUUAAGGGAUGACGGUCGUAUUAUAAAACUUCGCAAUGUUGGCUACUAUGCCUUUGAAGAUGAUGAAUUAACAAUAGCAAAACACGAAAAGAUGGAAGAGAAAUUUCAGGCUAAUCGCAAUAAUGCUAUUAAAAAGGUUUUUGGAAGGCCUUGUGAGAAUAACAUCGAGGCUAAAACGAAUGAAGACAACGCGCCAUGUAUACAGUCAACGUCACCAUCUGGAUUCUAUUUAUCAGCAUGUAACAAUAACCGAGACGACCAGGUGGUUCCAACGAUCGAAUUAGGUCAAACUCAAAAACAGCAGAGAAAUGUAAACAGAUCCAGAGGUUUCUUAGUGCCAUCAACUGAAGACGCGACUCCAUUAAUUGGUGGCAUUAAGCAUCGCGUACUUUCAUACUUGUAUAGGCUGGCAUUUAACAAGACUGAUAGAAGUAUAUGUGUGGAGCAUUUUUAUCGAACAUUCCCUCAAUUAGAAUUACUUACAAUGUGGAGAAUGCAAUUUAUUGAUGAAUCUCACUUUUUAAUCAAGUUUGCUUGUCCUGACUGCGUAAUUGGGCGACAUUCAGAGACCGUUGGUCACCCUUGCCUAUUCGCAGUCUAUAAUUACCAGACGACAGAAGUGGUAGCCGUAUAUGAUAACGCGUCCAAAGAAUUUUUAGACAUUUUCAAAGACUAUUGUGACCAUUUACGUUUUGUGGCAUUCAAUCAACCCUUUCAUUAUGAUGCAAACUGCUCAAACAAUCUUUAUGCAAGAGAAUAUUGGAAUAAAUAUAAACAUAGUUUGAAACAGCGACUUGGAGGGGAGAUACCGGCAAGAAGACGUCUUCUCUCAGUGCUACCUUAUGGACCUCAGACGUAUAGUGAAACUCCUUUUUUCGAUAUAUCACUGUUUGCGUACGAUGAAAAGUUUCAUUUGUCAUCUUCCAAUGACCUGACGGCCAGGUUCUUUUCGCAGCAUACACGUGAACGAAGGUUCACACUGUCUUUCGGCUCACCUGAAGCCCAUGACUUGAAAGCAAGACGAUGCCUGAACAUCAUUGCGCAUCCUUCUUAUCCAUUCAUCAUAUCGAUACAAUAUACAUUAAUGCGACCAUCCGUGGUUAAUUUCCAUGUUAGAGCAUCCUAG